GCCGCCGUCAAGAACUUCACCAACGUUCCUUGCUUUCGACGGUCACUAAACUCCGAAAAUGUUCUCAGACCUUCACAAGCGCUUUGCCAACGUAUUUCGUCCGGGGCACCGGCGCACGCAGAGCGCGGCAAGGCCUACGGGCGGGGGUGGCGCGACUCCAGCAGCAGCAGCGCCGCCGCCUGCAGCGCAUCAUGCGGCGGGUCCUGGGCUGUCGCGUAUGCGCUUGGGGACUGAGGAUGAUCCUGAGCAAAAUCCACUCAUGAUCGAGUUCUUCACAUGGGACGCGCUGCGCGAUGACAUGAGCUGGUGGCAGCAUCUAGAGCAAGAGCUGCCUGAGAUGGCGCGCAUGGGAAUAACACAAGUCUGGAUUCCGCCUCCAAACAAGGCUGCCGCGAAGACUGGCAGAGGAUACGACGCAUAUGACAUUUGGGAUCUGGGAGAGUUCGACCAGAAGGGCAUGGUGAGGACGCGGUGGGGUUCGAAGGAAGAGCUCCUGCGCGCAUGCCGUACAGCCAAGCAAGUCAAAGUCGAUGUCAUUGUCGACGCGGUCAUCAACCAUAAGCUUGGGGCUGACCGCGUGGAGACUUUCCCCGCAGUCCGCGUCGACACUCAGAACCGGCUAAAGGAGCUGAGCAAAGUACACGAGAUUGAAGGCUGGACAGCCUUCGACUUCCCUGGACGAGGCGACAAGUACAGCAAGAUGAAGUGGACCCAGGAGCACUUCACUGGUCUCGACUGGGACCAGCGUACACAGCAACAAGGGAUUUACCGCAUUGCAGGCAAAGGCCACCAUGGCUGGAGCCGCAACGUAGGUACCGAGUUCGGCAACUACGACUACCUUCUAGGCGUGGAUAUCGAUCACCGCCAUCCUGAGGUUCAGGAAGAUUUCCUGCGCUGGGGUCCCUGGAUGCUGGAGACCCUAGGCGCAGCCGGAUUCCGGAUCGACGCCGCCAAGCACAUCGACUACAAGUUUAUGCUGCAGUGGAUCACCGCGACGCGCCGGAAUGCGCAAGAACCGCGGAUGUUCUGCGUCUGUGAGUGCGUCAAGCUCAUUCUGCCCUACAUUCGGGCAUUCAAAGGAGAGGCUGUGUUCUUCGACGUGCCGCUGCAUAUGCGCCUAUGUGAAGCCAGUCGGAAGAGGGAGCGCUAUGACCUGAGAGACUUGAUGAGCAGCACUCUCGCCCGGCUCCGGCCAGGUGACGCUGUGACGUUCGUCGAUAACCACGAUACCGUGGAAGGCAUGGACCUAGAGAGCUGGGUUGAAGAGAAUUUCAAGAUCCAAGCAUAUGCCCUGAUCCUGCUUCGACCCGAGGGAUACCCGUGCAUCUUCUACGGCGACUUGUACCCCAACAAGAAGUGCUACAACGCGAACACAGCGGCUAACCUGCGUCGGCUUAUCGAGGCACGCCGGCUAUACGCGUACGGGCCCGUACAAGACUACAACGCCGGGAAGAACUGCAUCGGCUUUGUGCGCGGGGGCACCGGGCGGCACCCCGGAUGCGUGGUGCUAUUGAGCAACAGGGACGAGGCCGGACCGCUGCAUACUAUUCGCAUGAAUGUCGGUCCAGCCAGAGCAGGUGCUAUCUAUCGCAGCUACAUGACGCAAGGUGGGGAGGUGCAAAUUGAUGCGCAUGGGUGGGGCGAGUUCUCUUGCUUCGCCAACGCCGUACAGGUGUGGGUUCCGGCGGCGUGAAGCUCACCAACGCUCGCCAGAGCAGUUUGGUUUCUUGAUCUCUUGCUCGCAUCUAUGGACUUUGGUUUCGUCGUCAUGAUAGUCGUUAUUUAUAAGUACAGGCCGCGAUAAGUAUGGGGAGGACAGCUACAGGUAUUUGGUAUAAUACACUACAGUACUUCGAUAAUUUUGUGCGGAUCCCCCGUAUACCCAAAUGACCAGACCUACACAAUGGCCGCUAAUGGUACAAUUACAGUGCAGGACGCCAACGGUUAAAGUUCGUCAGCUAUACUGCCGUGAACUUGAAGUCCGAUCCGUUAGGAGAUACAGCGCGUCCGUGUCCGUCCAAAGAAUACACCUGCCGCUCGUAGGAUUCGGCAAAGGACGCUCGUCG
Schizophyllum commune H4-8 is the source of this 2066-nucleotide messenger RNA. Its product is annotated as thermostable alpha-amylase. The coding region runs from base 59 to 1693 and encodes 544 amino acids. The transcript is spliced from 19 exons. Lineage: Eukaryota; Fungi; Basidiomycota; Agaricomycetes; Agaricales; Schizophyllaceae. Gene Ontology annotation, molecular function: calcium ion binding; hydrolase activity, hydrolyzing O-glycosyl compounds. Gene Ontology annotation, biological process: carbohydrate metabolic process. The record is from RefSeq and is a predicted model, not a curated record.